AUGCCGCCCGCCAACUCGGACUUGGCAACAACAUGGGCGUACCUCGAGGAGGGUGUUGACCAUAUCAUGACGAAGCUGCAGACAGGAGUAUCGUACUCCAAGUAUAUGAGCUUGUACACGGUGGCAUACAACUAUUGUACUUCGUCCAAGAUGCAUGGCUCAGGAGAGCAAGCAGGUUUGGGCCACCGCAAUGGAGCUAAUCUGAUGGGAUCCGAUUUGUACAACAAUCUCAUCCGUUAUUUCGUCAAUCAUCUGAAGACAUUGCGGGUGGAAUCUGACGCCCUCCAGGAUGAGGCGCUGCUGCGAUACUAUGCAGCAGAAUGGGACCGUUAUACGACGGGAGCAAACUACAUCAAUCGUCUUUUCACCUAUCUGAACCGGCACUGGGUGAAGCGGGAGCGGGAUGAGGGAAGAAGGGGUGUAUACCCAGUGUACACUCUCGCUCUUGUACAGUGGAAGUCUAACUUCUUCUUGCAUGUGCAAAGCAAGCAACAGAAGCUUGCGGGCGCCAUUUUGCGACUAAUCGAGCGACAACGAAACGGCGAGACCAUUGACCAGGGUCUUGUCAAGAAAGUCGUAGAUUCCUUUGUGUCGCUAGGUCUAGACGAGGCCGAUAUCAACAAGGUGUCAUACGAAGUCUACAAGGAGCAUUUUGAGGCACCAUUUUUGGAAGCUACCGAGAAGUACUAUCGCCAAGAGUCAGAGGCAUUCCUCGCCGAGAACUCCGUCGCGGACUAUCUUAAGAAGGCAGAAGAGCGUGUGCGAGAGGAAGAGGACCGUGUUGAACGCUAUCUCAAUACAAUUACCAGAAAGCCACUCAUCAGCAAAUGCGAACAUGUUCUUAUCCGCGAGCACUCUCAGCUCAUGUGGGAGAGCUUCCAGGAGUUGCUCGAUUACGACAAAGAUGAGGAUCUGCAGCGCAUGUAUGCGCUUCUGGCGCGGAUACCAGAGGGCCUCGAGCCCCUGCGUAAGCGGUUCGAGGAGCAUGUCAAGCGAUCCGGUCUCGCUGCUGUGUCCAAGCUGGUCGGAGAGGGUGGUGCCAGUGCCGCUGAUAACAUCGAUCCCAAGGCGUAUGUCGAUGCGCUGCUCGAGGUUCACCAAAAGAACUCUGAGACGGUCACGCGGAGCUUCCGUGGCGAGGCCGGAUUCGUGGCGAGCUUGGACAAGGCGUGCAGGGAGUUCGUCAACCGCAACGCCGCGACCGGAUCUUCGACAACGAAGUCGCCAGAGUUGUUGGCGAAGCAUGCGGAUGCGCUGUUGCGCAAAAACAACAAAAUGGCGGAGGACGACGACCUGGAAGGUGCUCUUAAUAAAGUGAUGAUCCUAUUCAAGUAUAUCGAUGACAAGGAUGUGUUCCAGACAUACUACACGACGAAGCUAUCCAAACGUCUGAUACAUGGCGUUUCUGCAUCCGACGAGGCGGAAGCAAGCAUGAUUUCCAAGUUAAAGGAGGCUUGCGGUUUCGAAUACACUAACAAGUUGCAACGCAUGUUCACGGACAUGAGCCUUAGCAAGGAUCUUACGGAUCAGUUCAAGGAGCGCAUGCAGCAGAACCAUGAUGAUAUGGACCUCAACUUCAGCAUCAUGGUCCUUGGUACCAAUUUCUGGCCGCUUAAUCCUACUAACAGCGAGUUCAUCAUUCCCGCCGACAUUCUGCCUACCUACGAACGUUUUUCGAAGUACUACCAGCAGAAACAUUCUGGUCGUAAGCUGACUUGGUUGUGGAAUUACUCGAAGAACGAGCUGCGGACGAACUACCUGAACCAGAAGUACAUUCUCAUGACGAGCUCGUGGCAAAUGGCUGUGCUUCUGCAGUUCAACAAGAACGAUACCCUUUCGCUAGAUGAACUCGUAGCCGCAACAGCCAUAUCGAAAGAGUACCUGAAGCAGGUGCUGGCGGUGCUGGUCAAGGCGAAAGUUCUGGUCAACGAAGAACCCGACCAAUAUGAUCUGAACCCAAACUUCAAGUCUAAGAAAAUUCGUAUCAAUCUGAACACGCCCAUCAAGGCGGAGCAGAAAGCGGAGUCGUCUGAGGUGCAGAAGAUCGUCGAUGAGGACCGCAAAUACGUCAUUCAGGCCACCAUCGUCCGCAUUAUGAAGGCACGGAAGACCAUGAAGAAUCAGCUGUUGAUCCAGGAGGUUAUCUCGCAGAUCUCGCAGCGCUUUACGCCCAAGCUGCCCGAUAUCAAGAAGGCCAUCGAUCACUUGCUGGAGAAGGAGUACAUUGAGCGGGUUGAAGGCACCAGGGACAGCUUCGCUUACGUCGCCUGAUUUCCUACCAAUGCCGUUUUUUGUCAUAUCUCCUUCGUCUCAAUAGCUUGCGCGCUAGAUUUGUACAUCGUAGCAUUAUAUACUGUCACCCAUUCAUGUGUUCUUCAUGC
Messenger RNA from Laetiporus sulphureus 93-53, 2381 nucleotides. RefSeq names its product Cullin-domain-containing protein. The transcript has 9 exons. Gene Ontology annotation, biological process: SCF-dependent proteasomal ubiquitin-dependent protein catabolic process; protein ubiquitination. Lineage: Eukaryota; Fungi; Basidiomycota; Agaricomycetes; Polyporales; Laetiporaceae. Gene Ontology annotation, cellular component: SCF ubiquitin ligase complex. Bases 1 to 2271 code for a protein of 756 amino acids. Gene Ontology annotation, molecular function: ubiquitin protein ligase binding. The record is from RefSeq and is a predicted model, not a curated record.